Molecule: messenger RNA, 516 nt
Organism: Schistocerca americana (American grasshopper)
Lineage: Eukaryota; Metazoa; Arthropoda; Insecta; Orthoptera; Acrididae
Exons: 4
Coding region: 1-516 (171 amino acids)
Source: RefSeq, a predicted model, not a curated record
AUGCGGUGCAUUCGCAGGGCUGCAAGGCAGCGGCGGGCGCUAGGUGCGAGGGUCAGGCGGUGGGGGCUCGCUACGUGCCGCGCAUUCCGCGCACGUGGGCCGCACGUGCGCCGGCGGCUGCUUGCCAGCAAGUCGCCGCGCGCGCGCUCCGCCCCCGACGACUGCUACGUGCCGGCGGCGGGCGGGCUGCUGCCCAUGCUGCUGCGGGACACGCCCCCGGACACCCAGCUGCCGCCCCCGCCGCCCCUCAACGGCGACGCCGUCUUCCUGCGCGACGGCCGCCACCGCGACGGCUCCAGCUCCUCGCCCCGCCUCUUCGACGACGACGACGAUGAAGAAGACGACGACGGGAUGGAGCAGGACGAGGUGGACCUGUGCGACUUCCUGGCGCCGCAGCCCGAGACCCGCGAUAACGAGUGCCAGACGCGCGAGAGCCUCUUCCUGACGGCGAGCGUGACCACGGCCACGAGCACCACCUCGCCCAGCUCCGAGAAACACCUUCGCAAGCAUCCGUGA